UGAAACAGGUACUCUUCCUGUUGCUGCCCUCACUUUCCGUUCCCACGCAUCCGUUGCAAACGCUCUCAGUUCGAACAACUCGUAUGGCUCCCCACAAUGCAAUCUCGCCCUGACCUCUAGCUUGCCGCUCGCUCUGCCAUGGCGAAUUCGUUUUGGCACUUGCUUUCGGGGCGCGUGUCCAAAACCAGAAGUCACCGAGUGUCCGUAUCGCUCAGAUCUCCUGCACUAAAAUGCCCGCAAGACCUGAGAGCAGUUCUGCCAGUUCGACGAUAACUCUUUCUCAAUUUUGCGGCGCAUUUCUCUUGAAAAGAGGAGCGGAUCAUAAAAUAAACCUGUCUCUGUUUCUGAAUUCUGUGCACCUUUUGCUAUGCACGCCCAUCGCGAAUGCACGGAAGCCGACAUUAAGUCGAAUGGGCGGCAAUCUAUCUUCAAAUACCGUGAAACCGGAGGAUAUCAAUGCGAUUAUCCAAAAAUUGUCGGGGAUGGUACAACACGAAGGUUCUUCGUUUGAGGGAGACACAUACACAGACGUUCAGAAGGCCCUUGAUACGAUAAAAGACGGAGGCGACGUCGAUAUCGAGCGUCUUAACGAUAUCAGGGAUAACGAGGGAAACAGUCUGUUUCACGUGCUGGUGUUAGACGAAGAAAUUCGUUUGGUCAGGCUUUUGCUUGAAACAGGAUGUCACGUUCGUACUGCGAACCAUAGAAUGAAGUCACCCCUACAUAUGGCAUGCGAAAAGGGAUGUCUGAAAAUCGUUAAGUUGAUAUUGGAAUAUGGAGGCUACGACGUUUGUAUGGCUUCGGAUGACGCUGGUAACUAUCCAUUGCAUUCAGCUGUGCUGAGCGGUAACAAAGAAGUCUUUUGCGCUGUUUUGCGGUACUGCCAACGCGAAGUCAAUGAACUAAACAAGGAAGAAAAAGCGCCGCUGCACCUAAUUGCGCAGAGUGGAAACAUAGAAUUGGCCAAGACGUUGUUUGAGGAUGUUGCCAAAAAUUUUGUGGACAUCAACAUAGCGGGGUCUAAAGGAAUUACUCCGCUUCAUUUGGCGACGCGAUAUGGACACGCGAAAAUUUGUGAUUUGCUUUUGUCGUUGGGCGCAGAUCCGAGCGCGACCACGUGGUUGGGAGAGACGCCGCUGCAUGUUUCCUGCUGGUUUUCGGAGGAGUGCGCCAACAGAAUUUUGUUGGCAGAUUCUCUGUUGAGAAUGCUAAUCAAGGAGGAGAGAUCUAAAAUUUUCAGCGUCCACCACUUAUUUAGGGAGAGGCGAACUAAGAGUUCCCCGAAUAUAGAAAAAUCGACGAGUUCAGCACUGGUUGACAGCAGCAGAAAACGUGUGAUCGUGGAGAGCCGAGACGUCUACGGAAACUUUCCAUUGCACUAUGCGUGUAUGACAGAUCAGGAUAUGUGUGCAUCGAUGGGGGACAGAUGGGGGUGCGAGGGGCCGGUUCGUGAUCAGGGUCCAAUGAGCAUUUCUUUGAUUGAAAAAAUGUUAAAGCUCGAAGCUUUGCAUGCCAAAUAUUGUAAGUGGUGGCCCUCAAACACGGUAACGACGCCCAAUUUAUUUGGAUAUUCGUGUGCGGACAUUGUGAAGAGUUUCCAUCCUGGAAACAAGAGGCUACUUGAUCUGCUUGAGCGUCACAGCUCGGCGUAUCUCGAAGUUCAACGCCCCCUGACCAGCAAGGGCGCCGAGUGCAUAAAGAUUCAACUCGCCUCGGACUUGCAUAUCGAAUGCCUUGAAUUCAACCAAAAAGCAAAUGACAUCAUCCGUCUGAUGAUCAGGAAGUCGGAGUGCGACUACUUGGCGCUCUUAGGCGACAUUGGACUGGUGAAUUCGCCUUACUACAAGAAGCUUCUGUAUACCUUGGCAGACCAGUAUAAGAAGGUGUUCUUUUUACUUGGUAAUCACGAGUAUUACGAUUCGGCGGUACAGGAAGUCGAGGAAGAAGUUCGAAGAAUGUGCAAAGAUAAAAAGUCACUGUGUUAUCUGACGAGUGACAGGAGUUACUUGGUUGACGGGUUUAGGAUCGUCGGAUGCACGUUGUGGUCAGAGGUUCGUCCGGAGGACGUUCGAUCGGUGUCAGAGUGCAUGCGCGAUUACCACCGCAUUAAGAUUGAUACAGAGAAAGGUAGGAAAAAUUUGCGGGUUGAGGACACGGUUGCAUGGCACCGAGAUCAAGUAAAAUUUUUGCGCCGAGAAAUUCAACUUGCAGAAGCCAAAGGGGAACCAGUGAUAGUGAUGACCCAUCACAGUCCAGUCGUGAGAUUUGGAUGUUCGAAUCCGUCUCACUGGAGAUCAGAGGUGGCUUCUGCAUUUUGUACUGAUCUCUUAGAUAUGUUUGGCAAAAAUGUGGUUACAUGGAUGUAUGGGCACACGCAUUGGUUUCAGGACAUGAUAAUCAAUGGCACGAGAGUGGUUUCGAAUCAAUGUGGAUACAUUCUUCCGGAUUCAGAUACAUGGAGUCAAAGUUACAAUCCAGGGUUUGUUGUUUCGAUACCGAGACGCUGAAAAUUAAAGAAGCGUUUAUUAUACGUUUUCCGCUGAAUUGUUGUCUGGAGAUAUAAGUUCGAUGAUAUCAGUGAUUGUUACCACACCGAUAGGCACUUUUUUUUUGUUGCAGAUCCACAACCUUCUGGAGUCCGACGCGUGCAUUUUCUCCAGAACUUCUCUCAUGGUGCUUAGAGGUGUGCAGGAGACACCUUGCCCUUGUGCGUGGUUCGAAUUUUCUCGAAUAAACAUAUCGGCGCGUUCGUACAAAA
Messenger RNA from Schistocerca gregaria, 2758 nucleotides. RefSeq names its product ankyrin repeat, PH and SEC7 domain containing protein secG-like. The coding region runs from base 231 to 2507 and encodes 758 amino acids. The record is from RefSeq and is a predicted model, not a curated record. Gene Ontology annotation, molecular function: hydrolase activity; protein binding. The transcript has 4 exons. NCBI's taxonomy places the organism in Eukaryota, Metazoa, Arthropoda, Insecta, Orthoptera, Acrididae.